CUUUCAUCGUCUUCUUCUUCUUCUGCAAAUUACAACUCUCCAGAUUCGCGGAGGAGAAGGUCUAGGGUUUCUCAAAUCGCCAAAUCACAGAAUGGAGCCUUUCCACCACCACCAUCACCAGCAGAGGUACGUCCAUUACCCUCCCAACUUUCCCGAUUCCCCGAAUUGCUUUCCUCACCCGCCGCCGCCGCCGCCUCAUCCCAGUCAUCAGCCGCCACUGCCUCCUCCUAACCGUUACCACCAUGGCCUUCCUCCACCUCCCCCUCCCCCUCCCAAUCAAUUCGCCUUCCGUUCAUACCCCCACCAAGAAAACCCCCAAUUCUUCGAUUCCCCUAUGCGAACCCUAGAGCCCUGGUCCGACGUAGGCUCCAAGUUUCAACUUCAUCAACCUCAUCAUCACCACCAAGACCCUUUUUUGCCUCCCCUCAAGGAACACAAUGGGGGUUAUCGGUUCACGAGAGAUGAUUAUGUUGCAAAUAAUGGGUUCAGAGAUAAUGACGAAAGGAAAUGGGACAGAAAAGAUAGAGAUUUCUAUUUACAUGAUCAUGUCGAUAAGUUCAGAUUCAAUUCGGAGAGGUCAAUCCAACAUAGACUUGAUUACAGGAAGGACAGAGAUGAAGAGCCAAGAAGGGGCUAUCGUGAUGUUAAUGAUGAUGUUAGGCAAUCCUCGUCUAGGAGGUUUUCUUCUGAUAAUAAUUAUGCUUUUGACCCGAAGAGGCUUAGCAAUAGGGCGGGAGAGAGUAUAGAAGAAUUCCAUAGGUCACCUAAGAAAAAGCACUUCCAGAAAAAGAUUGCACCCAUUAGGACUCAAUUAGGAAAGACUAACAAUAAGACUAGAAAUCAGGACUUGCAUUUCUCAAGUGGGCUCGUGGAUAAUUUGAGUGUAGCUGGAUCAAGGGGAAAGGAGAAAGAUGGUAAUGCCCGGUCUGGUGAAAGGGGAGAGGAAAGGGAGAACAGUCCAGUGGAGCUUGAUGUUUCGUUUAAAUCUAAUGCACUUGUGGCAAAGGCUAUUGUGGCUCCCUCCCGCCCAGCAGCUGAAUCUGAUAAAAAGAGUGUGGAUAGAGUUCAUGAGAUUAAGAAACUUAAGAUGUCUGACUCUCCACCAACCAAGGCGUUUAAAGACUUUCAGAAUUGUGAACAUCCAGCAAAUGGGUCAGAUUGUCCUUCACUGUUUGAGAAAGGUUCUACAGAGUUGGUGGGUAAUGUUUCUGGAAGUGAGAAGGCAACUGAUGGUGUCAGCAAUGCUUGUACUCCUACUAAGAAUUGUGGUUUGAAUCAGGGAGCCGAUGGUACCCAAAAUGAUGAAGCCUCUUUAAGAAAAAUUGUGCAGGAAAAGAAUGUUAUGGCCUCCACUUCGGAUGAAAACAGCUUGAUGCAAAAUGGGGUUAGUGAUAGUCCUGUCAUUAGUGCAGACAAAUUGGUAAAUAAGUUUUCAGUCUCUGAACUGGAUGAGAAUGCCACAGGUGCAGAGGAGAGAAUUUUGUCUGCUGGCAUGAAUGAAGACUGUAACUAUUCUUCAGCGCACCAUUCCAUUGAAGAACUAGACGCUAACAAGAUUUGUGAACCUUCAGUGCCCGUUGACUCUGGUACAGAUGAUUCUAAGAAUGACUCUAGUACCCCAUUUAAGUCAAAGAGAAAAAGGACUUGUUUGUCUGUGAUUCCUGUUUCUGAAAGCCAAGUGGAUACUAAGAUUAAAGAACACUCUGUUUCUGAGAGCAAAUUGCUUGAAAACAGAUCUGUGUUCAAUUCCGAGAAAUUUACAAUUGAUCCGCCGAAGACAGAAACUGGCCCCAUCAUUGAUAAAGAUGCUAGAGAGCACGGUUUUCAGGAUCAGACUUCAAUGAUUAAAACAAGUCUUGUUCAAGAGUCUGAUGUGUAUAUGGUUUCAAUAAAAAAUAAUGGUCACAUGUGUUCACCAAGCUCAGAGGAAGGUGUUAUUCAUGGCGACACAAGCAUAUAUUCUUUAACUGAAGAUGUGUGUGCUGCUCCAGAGACCCUUGUGAGAUUUUCUGAACAAACAGAAAAUGUUGCUGCCGAGGUGGGAUGUCUGCAUGAAGAUUCCAAGCACUUUGACAAAAGUUUGACUAUUCCUCAUACAGAUGACAUGCACAAAGGUCCUCAGGAUAGCAUUCUGUCGGUCAGAGAUGUUACUAAAGUUGGUUCACCAAAUACUGAGGAAGUUUUAAUUCAUCAAGGCUUAUUAUGUGCAAGCUGUUCCAACUCUUGCUCCACUACCAGAGUGUAUUCUGAUACUGUUUGUUCUUGUAUGGACAAUAAAGCUCUUUCUCAAAGUUGUUCCCCCAUUAAUAUUGUUGGAGAAGCACGCCCCCAUUGCAAUGGCUCUCCAGCCCCUUUGGUUGGUGGUGAGGAUUGUCAUGACUUAUGUUUGGGCAAGGAAUAUUUACCUGAGGCUAAAAGGAAGAGGAAAGCAUUGGGUAUUCUGUCAACCUCUUCCAGUCAGGUGACAAGUGAUGAACUUAUGCAUUCUUGUAGCUCUGUGGACUUGAGUUUGGACGUGAAUAGAGACAACUCUUUGUAUGGAGGCCAGUCACAUCAAGGGCUUCCAUGGAAUGAUUCGGAAACUGAUUCAGCUGUAACUUCUCCCAGGAAUUCGAAGAAAAGGAAGAUCUCCUCUCCUACACAUGGUCACCCCAGUACAUGUUUCGAGGUACUUGAUGAAGCUAGUAUAUCAGCACCAGUGCUUUCAGAUGGUGACAAUGGUAUAACACACACAAUUUCUCUAGUAGUAGAAAAUGGUAGUGAUGCUCUGCCACCUUGUACAAGGCCAAUAAUCAAUUUACACGAGAAGAAUAGUACCAGAGCAUCAUUACAGGCUGACACUACGCAGGUUGAUCUUUCAGAGGCAUUGUCAGGAUUUGAGCAGGUGCCAUCUUUCUUUCAUAUGGGAGUUGGUGAAAAAGAAGCUACUUCAUUUGUGUCAGUUAGCAAUGAUCAGAAUUGUACUCUGGACAGUGUGAGCAGGAUAUGUGAGCAAACUUCUUUGAAUGAUAUGGCAUCAACUAUAGAAGAUGGUGAAUGUUGUGAUGGUUUACCUACUUCGAACUUCAGUGCUGAAAUAAAAAGUUGUAUUCCUGACAUCUCAACCCUUAAAUCAUCAUCUUGCCUAGCGCUAAAUGAAGUUGUUCCUCAGGUAGAUAGAUAUGUAAAUGAACCUACAGUUUCUACAGGCAAUGCAGUAUCUUUUUCUGUUAAGAUGUCUACAGAUAAUCCUAAAGUUGGUGGUGAUGCAGUUAGUGUAAAUCUUCCGAUGAAUAUAACAACUUCACCAUCCUUGCCCUCGGUCAGUGGUAAACCCAUAGUAUCUAAGUCUUCUUUCCCAGAUGCUUGUAAACCACUCCAAACUUUGAUUUCAGUACCAAGUAGAUCAAAUUUUACCAAUAACAAGGUUAGCUCUGUAGUCCCUAGGGUCUUCUCUAGCAGCCCAUCAGUAAGCUUUACAACUUCACAGAAAGUCACCUUACCUAGACAUGUUGCCAAACCACGGACUUGGCAUCGUACUGGCAGUUCCUCAUCUGUGUCUCAAGUCAGCUCCAUUCGUCCUCAGAGCCAGUCACCAAAUGAGGUUCUGGGCAUGCAGAAUUCUUACAUCCGCAAGGGUAAUGCUCUUGUUAGAAAUUCUUCACGCAUUAGUACCAUGACACCUGGAUACCAUGCUUCAAGUUCCUCUGUUUAUAGACUGAACUCCUCAAGUCUAAAGGAUGUUAAGAAGGUCAAAAGUGAUAAUGUGGUGGAAAUCACUGAACCAACAAGUUGCUUGAAAACUUCUGGACCAAUUACUUCUCUUCAGAGCCUCAACAGUGAACCAUUAAAUUUCAUGCGUACCAAUGUAGGCAAGCCAACAUCUUUGUCAGUAGUGGAUCAGUCUGGGAGCAGCAGUUUGGCUAGAGAACAGGAUGGGUUGGAAGUGACAGCCAUGCCUAGGGUGCAAAAACAUUCUGAGGAUGCUGUCAAUUCUUUCCAGUGUCCACCUGACGCAAUCAACAAAUCAGAGGGUGAGAACACAUUGGAUGGAGGCAAGACUAUAAAUAAGAUGUUAAAUUUGAAGCAAAGAUCAAACCAGCUAGUUACUGCUCGGGACACAACCCCAACGUCAUCUUCUGAUGGCUACUAUUGUAAAAGGAGAAAUAAUCAGCUGGUUCGCACAGGUGCAGAAAACCAUGUUAACUCAAGAGUUCCCGUUGAUGAUAGCUCAAACACAGGGAUGCAAGGGGCUGGGAAGGCUGUCACCAAAAGGCAAAUUGGUUUUCCGGAUGCACAUAAAAGUUCUAAGCUUUCAUUGGUUUGGACGUUAAGUGGUGCACGCUCAUCAAGGGAAGGUGGCAAUUCUUUAAAAAAAUUUCAACCCUACCGGUGCCCAUGGAAAAGAUAUACAAAUAAAUCCCCCCAUGCUUUAGGCUCUAUUCAAAAUAUUGGUUCUCUAUCUGCCAUCAGUCAAAAGCUACUGCUAUCAAGAAAUAGACAUACAGUUUACACAAGGUCAGCCAAUGGACUUUCUUUGCGAAGGUCCAAAGUUUUAAGCGUUGGUGGGACAAGUUUGAAGUGGUCAAAAUCUAUUGAGAGGAACUCAAGAAAAGCUAAUCAGGAAGCUACAUUGGCAGUUGCUGCUGCAGAGAAGAGGAAAAGGGGACAUAACAUUAUUGUCACUUCUAGUUCGAAGAGCAGAAAUAAUGUNGUUUGAAGUGGUCAAAAUCUAUUGAGAGGAACUCAAGAAAAGCUAAUCAGGAAGCUACAUUGGCAGUUGCUGCUGCAGAGAAGAGGAAAAGGGGACAUAACAUUAUUGUCACUUCUAGUUCGAAGAGCAGAAAUAAUGUUUCCCGUAAGUCUUAUAGCAUUACACUUCUCCCAGGCGAGCGGAUUUUCCGUAUAGGUUCUGAACGCUACAGAAUGGAUCCUACAGGGAAAACACUUCAGAGGAUUUCUAGUGGUCUGGUUCUGAUUUGCUGAAUAUGCUCUCUCUCUCUCUCACGCACACACACACACACAACACACACACACACACCUCACCCCAUUUAACUAUAUUUGAGAGCAUGAAAGAGUAUUACUGGUAUCAAGUUUUAUUUCCUGUAGCUUCCGCCUAAGUGUAAUUAGGUGCCACAUACAGGAUGUUUUUUAGGUUGUGUUUGGUGGAGAUAGAAGAAAUAGAGAUGUAAAGUAGGUAGGUUAUAGGUGAAAAUGUAAAAAAGUUAAGCAAGUUUAAGAAAUUGUAAUAGGGAUA
Cuscuta campestris is the source of this 5236-nucleotide messenger RNA. Lineage: Eukaryota; Viridiplantae; Streptophyta; Magnoliopsida; Solanales; Convolvulaceae. The record is from the annotation of a GenBank genome assembly.